AGAAUCGGCUAUAUAGCCAACAGUAGGGGCCGUUAGGAGAGGCCAUUUUGUGUGUACCCGGCGACAGAGUCUCCUGCGUUAAAUCGGACGGCCAGAAGGGGGGCGCUUUAGCGGCUGUUCACUUUAUCUGCUCCCUGUUAACUCUUUAGCCGCCCAAGCAGAGACAAAGGCGGCGGCUGGAGGAGGAGGUGGGAUGGAGGACGGCGAGAAAGUUGUGUAUUCCCGCUCGCAGCUGGUGUUCGCGGGGAUAAAGCCGCUGGAGGACGCGCUGGAAAUCUUCGUCCCGGAGUCGAAGCACUUCAUGAACUCGGACACGGAGCUGUGGAACUUCCUAUGUAGCCUGAAGCGGGACUUCUCGCCGGUUAUCCUCCGUAGUAAAGACGUGUACGGCUACUCGUCGUGCCGCUCUGUGGUACCGGACCCCAGCCAGCUCUCCCGUAGGAGAGCCCGGGAGCCUGCUCCCGCUCCCCCUCAGCCUAAGAAGCCACCGCCGCCGGUGAAGAGGAAGCGGAGAGGAAUGAGGCUGAGCUGCAGGAAGCGCCGGAGGGUGAAGCCGGCCGCCAGUGAGGAGAGCGGAGCCAGCAGUAGCUGCAGCAGCCCGACCCCAUCCGAGGCGUCCGGCUCCAUAGGUACCCCCCCUCUAGAGGACAUGUGGAGGAUCGGAGGCGCCUUCCCCACCAUCCGGGUCCGGGACGUGUCCUGUGAGGCCACAGUGGCGGCUGCCCGCCGAAGGGCUCAGAGGAUCCUACAGGUCAAUCUACAACCCGUAGUUCGGAUCCGCCGCUUCCCCGUCCUCUCCUCCUCCUCCUGAGGACCGAUCAGCUGUGCACUUUCCGGGGGGCGGCCAGCCUGUUUACACGUCUGCACUUUACUGUACACAUCUACUGCUAGGAGAAGCCGGAGGAGGCGGACAUGGGACUUCUACUUCUUCUCUGCUGGACUAGCUGCAAUAUGGGAGCUGCUGCAUGUGGGGGGUGGGGAGACAGCUUCUUGGCCAUGGGUGGGUGAGGUGUGAUUGAGGUAUAGGAGCCUCCAGGAGGGUUCCUUCACCCUGGGAGGGGGUUAUGGAGGGUUCCUUCACCCUGGGACGGGGUUAUGGAGGGUUCCUUCACCCUGGGAGGGGGUUAUGGAGGGUUCCUUCACCCUGGGAGGGGGUUAUGGAGGGUUCCUUCACCCUGGGAGGGGGUUAUGGAGGGUUCCUUCACCCUGGGAGGGGGUUAUGGAGGGUUCCUUCACCCUGGGAGGGGGUUAUGGAGGGUUCCUUCACCCUGGGACGGGGUUAUGGAGGGUUCCUUCACCCUGGGAGGGGGUUAUGGAGGGUUCCUUCACCCUGGGAGGGGGUUAUGGGAGCUUCCAGGAGGGUUCCUUCACCCAGGGAGGGGGUUAUGGGAGCUUCCAGGAGGACAUCAAUAGGAGGGUCCUUCACCCAGGUUGGGAGAUAUAGGAGCUUCCAGGAGGACCAAGUCUAAGGGGUCAGUUCCUUCACCCAGGCUGGGGUUUUUGGAAAAUUCCAGGAGGAUUAUAUCUGAGGUUAGUUUCUUCACCUGGCGAGGUAUGGGAAAUUCCAGAAGAACAUCUUCUGUGGAGUCAAUUUCUUCACCCAGUGUGGGGGGUAUGGGAGCUUCUAGGAGGAUCACAUCUAGGAUUGGUUUCCAGCUGGACAUCUGUUUGAUAAGUUCCUUUACCCAGGGUGGGGGGUAUGGGGGCUUUCAGAAGGACUACAUCUAUAGGGUCAGUUCCUAUACCCAGGGUGGGGGAUAUGGUAGCUUCAAAGGGGCCCCUAUGGAGUCAGUUCCCUCUCCCCAAGUCGGGGUAUGGGAGCUUUCAGGAUGACUACAUCUAGGGUCAGUUCCUUCGCCCAGGGUAGAGUAUGUAAAUUCUAAGAGGUUUACAUCUCUGGGGUCAGUUCCCUUUCCCAGAGUGGGAGUUGAGGACUACAUGUAUGGGAUCAGUUUCUUUCAACCAGGGUGAGGGUAUUGCAGCCUCCUGGGGACUACAUGCAUGGGGUUGUCAGCUCCUUCCUUGGGGGGAGGACGACUACAUGUAUGGGAUCAACUCCUUCCGGGGCCAUAGUGCAAAGUGUGUCUUGGAAGGAGAACUUCCAAGAGAACUUGCAUGCAUGGGGUCGGCUCUUUCCCCCAAGGCUGUGGGGGAAUAGGUUGGGUUUAAAGGGAUUGAGGCACACAAGGCUAGGGAGGGUUUAAUCAACUUCCAGGAGGACCUUGUAUGGAAUCGGUUCUCUCAGCCAGGGGUAUGGCAGCCUUCAUCGGGACUACAUGUAUAGAUCAGCUCCUUCACCCAAGGCCAGGGGGUUUAAGUGACAGGUAUGGGAGCUUCCAAGAGAAUUUACAUGAAUGGGAUCAGUUCCUUUACCAAAGGCCAGGAGUUGGGGAGAUUGAAGUGUGACUGAGGCAUGGGAGCUUCUGUGAAGACCAUGUAUGGGAUCUACUCUCCCCUGCCCCCAAGGCCAUUGGGGCAUUGCAGCUUCCAUGAGCGCUACAUGCAAGGCUUGCAACGGGUUUACAUGUAUGCAAAUAAGAGAAUUCUCUAAAAAAAAUAAAAAACUGACAUGUGUCAUCACCAGCAACUACCUCAAACAAUCCGGAGCUCCACUCUAACCCCUAUCCAAAGACUUCUUUGUAUUGGUGAUCACUUCAUUUUUCUACUUCACAUUUAUAUUCGAUGGUGCCGUUUGCCAAGUCUAUUGAAAGUGUCUUGAUGGUUAAAGAACUGUGACUGGCUAGAUGCCAGUUUAUGCAAACUAUUUUUUAAUUGUGUCAAGGGAAUUGAAAGUUGUUAAAGCAGACCUUGCCUGAAAAUGCAUAUCUGCCUAUUUUGCUGCCCCAUCCACUGUUAUGUAAAAUUGCAAUGAAAGUUUUUUUUUUUUUUUUAACAAAAUGUAGAAAAAUGCCCCACACUCUGGCCUCCAGCAUGCUUGUAUAGACACGGGUGACCUCCCUGGGCCGUCACGUGGGCGGUUGGGGAAAGCGGAGGAACCCAGUUCCUGUAAGAAUGUUCCAUCAUAGUUGCGGAGGGCCUACUUUGCGAUUUGUGAUCCUCUUCUUUCCCAAGAUUAAGCGGUGUAGUCUAGCAACAUCACCGAUGCCUUAAAAAAAAAAAACGGCUCCAUAUUUUUCAUUCCAUAUAGCAUUUAUUUUUUCUCUUUAAAUUGCUUUCAGUUGGCAUAUUUAAAAUGUGAUUGUGAAAUUCACUGCAGGUGAAUAGAUUGAUAACUUGAAACGCGCACCAGGAUGAAUCGCCUGCAGUGAAUGUCACAUCGACUGUCUUCUAAAAAUGUCCCAAAGUGUUUUUUAUGUUGGAUGGCUGCAAGAUAAAGGGUUGCAUUUUUAUGCAAAGAUCAAUUUUACUUUAAUUUUGUUACAUGUGAUUGGUUGUAUAUACCAAGCCUAAUGAACAAAUUAGCGCUAGGUUUUUUUUUUAUUUUUUAUAUAUAUCUAAUAAAGUCUGAAUUUCAGAUAUAAGAAUAAAAAUGUUUUCCAUUGAACAUGGCAUGGGACAGCAGAUUUUUCUGGGAGGUGUAGAUAAUGCCAUUGGGUCAAUAUAUUGUUACAUUUUGUACAAAUCUUCCUAGGAAGGAUAUUUAUUACUAGUCUUUUUCUGGUUUAAAUGUGACUGGCGCUCAUGUUGGAACAGGUACUGCUGAAGGAUGUUGUGACAUAGUGUGCCACCUAUGACUGAUGCAUGUGCCUUUUAACAAACCCAUGUGUCGGCUUUUAACUGGCACAAUGUGACUGUUGCGUAGACAUACUGGUGCUAUUUAAUGCGUUCACUGCCUGGAAAUCCAUUCUAGAACUCGUUUUGAAGUAUACACGUUUAUCCUAAAUAAUUUUUAUUGAAAAUGGUGCUGUGUAGAGAUGUUCUCUAUCAUCUUCAGCACUUUGCUGCAAUGACUUCUAUUUACCAGGAGUAUGAGAUUGGUUACAGUUCAUCUUAUGGUAAUUUAGUGGAUCUGACUUCUGGUAUCACUGCCAUAUAUGUAACUGCUUAUGGUCCCCCCCCCAUCCAUUGUAAUAUGUUGAACCAUGCCAAUUAAUCUUGUUUUUGUUCAUUUAUUUUUUUUCUUCUUCAAAGUAACUUAUUGAGUUAAUAAACAUUCUUUCAAAUAU
Messenger RNA from Rana temporaria (common frog), 4127 nucleotides. RefSeq names its product coiled-coil domain containing 71 like (gene CCDC71L). The record is from RefSeq and is a predicted model, not a curated record. NCBI's taxonomy places the organism in Eukaryota, Metazoa, Chordata, Amphibia, Anura, Ranidae. The coding region runs from base 194 to 811 and encodes 205 amino acids. The transcript has a single exon.